Lindgomyces ingoldianus is the source of this 942-nucleotide messenger RNA. Its product is annotated as NAD(P)-binding protein. The transcript is spliced from 2 exons. Lineage: Eukaryota; Fungi; Ascomycota; Dothideomycetes; Pleosporales; Lindgomycetaceae. The record is from RefSeq and is a predicted model, not a curated record. Bases 1 to 942 code for a protein of 313 amino acids.
AUGUCGCUUUUCCACCCGGACGCAUCAGCAUUCACCGACCUCAUGUCCAGUACCAAAACUGUCAUCAUUACAGGAGGUUCCUCGGGCAUUGGCCUGGCAACAGCAACUCUUCUCUCCCAGCUAAAUCCAAAGCACAACCUGGUCCUCAUUGAUCUGAAAGGCCCGCCUUCCACAUUCAAACACGACUGCUCCCGCCUCCUAGUUCAUACCUGCAACAUCACAUCAUGGAAAUAUCAGCGAGCGGGUUUUGAAGCUGCGUAUGCAAAAUUUGGUCGCAUCGAUGCUGUCUUUGUGAAUGCUGGUAUCGCAGAAUACCAAGACCAGUUCUUCACUGAUCAUCUAGAUGCGGAUGGAAAAUUGAAGGAACCAGAUAGGAGGGUGCUUAAUAUUGAUAUGGAUGCUGCUUCGGACACAACAAAACUAGCGAUUCACUAUUUGAGGAAGAACAAAGAGGGCGGACAGAUUACGAUGACGGCCAGCCUGGCAGGAUAUCUGGCCAGCGCAGGUGCUCCUCUUUACUCUGCUGCUAAGCAUGGUAUUGUCGGCCUCAUGCGCGCUCUUAAGCAGGAGUGCGCCAAAGUCAACAUCGCCGUAUCUGUAGUUGCACCGGCUAUCACUGUAACCCCCAUCAUUUCCUCCGGCAACCGUGAGACCGGUAAAUCACCGGAACAGUAUGCAAAGGAGAUGGCAAUCCAGGGAGUACCGAUCAAUAAGGUUGAUUCGGUCGCCUUGGCGGUGUGCUGGCUAUUCAACGAGGGAAAGGCAGCGAAUGGAGCGGGUAUCUUUAUUCAGGGUGAUAAAUUCGUGGACUUAGAGAGAGGAUUGGCGAAGACGAGGGAGCAAUGGAUGAGCAAGGAGAUGUUGGAUCUCUUCAGAGGCGGACGAAAGGCACCAUUGUUUGUUAGAUUGGACAGCGAAUUCCCAUCUAAGCCAAGGUUGUGA